Molecule: messenger RNA, 2526 nt
Organism: Scaptodrosophila lebanonensis
Lineage: Eukaryota; Metazoa; Arthropoda; Insecta; Diptera; Drosophilidae
Gene: NAAT1
Product: sodium-dependent nutrient amino acid transporter 1
Exons: 11
Coding region: 248-2164 (638 amino acids)
Biological process (GO): sodium ion transmembrane transport
Cellular component (GO): membrane
Molecular function (GO): L-amino acid transmembrane transporter activity
Source: RefSeq, a predicted model, not a curated record
AUAUAAUUACAAAUUGAAACCAAAUAACAAUUACCACCGCUGCACACAAUUAAUUAUUGCUAUUAUUUUUCCUAUGUUUUUUUGUUUUGGUUUUCGAAUGUGGCACUAAACUGCGCACUAAAAAGUACAUAAAACAAACCCUCGAACGUUAUUGAACUUGCGCGGGCUGCCUUCAAACAAUUCGAAUAAUCUCGAUAGCUCAUUUGGCAUUUUGGAGCGCGUCGGCAGUGGCAUUCAGAAUCGCACAAUGGAGCUGAAAAAUGUGGAUCAGGACGGACCUCCGGCCACGGUCAAUGGCGACACAAUCGCUGAAAAAGAUGAAAAACAUGAAAAGAGUGUAAAUGCUGAGAAGGCUGAAAACGCUGAGAAGGUGGAGAACGUGGAGGCCCAGGAAGCUGAAAAUGAGCGCAGUAAUUGGUCGAAUGGUCUGGAGUUUCUCAUGUCAUGCAUUGCCGUAUCUGUGGGAUUGGGAAACAUUUGGAGAUUUCCAUUCACGGCCUACGAAAAUGGCGGCGGCGCUUUCCUAAUACCCUACAUCAUAGUGCUCUUUGUGAUUGGCAAGCCCAUGUAUUAUCUGGAAAUGGUUAUUGGACAAUUCACGAGCAAAGGCAUGGUUAAGAUCUGGUCCAUAUGCCCAUCCUUCUUGGGCGUCGGAUAUGGUCAGGCAUUCGCCACUAUAUGCAUCGUCACGUACUAUUCGUCCUUGCUGGCGCUAACCUUGUACUACUUCUUCGUGUCCUUCCAAUCGGAACUGCCCUGGUCCUAUUGCAGAGAUAUAUGGUCGAAUUGUGUGGACUCACGACCCCAGGAAGUGGCCGCCAAUCUGUUGACGCUACGCAAUGCUACGCAGCAGCAGAGCAGCUCGGAGUUAUAUUUUCUCGAGAUUGUUAUUAAGGAGAAACUGGAUAUAUCCGACGGCAUUGGCGCACCCGACUGGAAGCUAACCCUCGCUAUUUUCAUCUCUUGGGUGGUCAUCUUUCUGGUGAUAAUGCGCGGCGUGAAGAGCUCGGGCAAGGCAUCGUACUUCUUGGCCCUCUUCCCAUACGUCAUCCUCUUCACUCUGCUGGGCCGUGCUGUUACCUUGGAGGGUGCCAGCGAUGGCAUUAUUUUCUUCCUGAAACCACAAUGGGGCGAGCUGCUCAGCCCCAAGGUUUGGAAGGAGGCUGUGGUGCAGUGUUUCUUCUCGUUGGCUGUCGGCACCGGACCCAUCAUCAUGUUCUCCUCCUACAAUCAGUUCAAUCACAAGAUUUACAGAGAUGCCAUGAUUGUGACAACGUUGGACACGCUGACAAGUCUAUUGGGUGGUGUGACGAUUUUCGCGAUUCUCGGCAAUUUGGCGUAUAAUCUGAAAAUAGAUAACAUUCAGGAUGUGGUGCGUAGUGGCACUGGAUUGGCAUUCAUAUCGUAUCCCGAUGCUAUAGCCAAGUUCGAGGCGGUGCCGCAGCUCUUUGCUGUGCUCUUCUUCUUCAUGCUGUUCGUGCUGGGAAUCGGUUCGAUUGUGGCGCUUCAGAGUGCCUUGGUGACCAUAGUUUGUGAUCAGUUCAAGAACUGGAAGUUCUGGAAGGUAGCCCUGGCCUCGACCAUCAUGGGCUUUCUCUGCAGCUUGGUCUAUGUGACACCAGGGGGACAAUGGAUUUUGAAUCUGGUUGACUAUUAUGGCGGCACUUAUGUGGUAUUCCUAUUGGCCAUUUUCGAAGUUGUUGGCAUUUGCUGGAUAUAUGGCGUAGACAAUAUUUGCGACGACAUUCGAUUCAUGAGCAACAGAUCGGUUUCCCUAUACUGGCGUAUCUGUUGGGGCUUCCUCACCCCCGUGCUCAUGAUUGUGAUCUUCAUUUACUCAAUGGCCACCACUGAACCCCUCAAGUACAGCGACUUGUUCUAUCCCCCGGCAGGAGACGUUGCGGGCUGGCUGCUCUUUGCCAUUGGAGCUGCACAAUUUCCACUCUGGGGCAUCUGGUAUAUGAGCCACCAUAAGCAGGGAGGUUGGUGGACGACCUUUACGGAAUCGCUGAAGCCGUCCGAGAAGUGGGGGCCGGCUAAGGCCGAGACCAAGCGGGAGUGGCUGAUAUUCAAGGCGGAUAUGGCGGCCAAGCGGGCCUCCGCUGCGAGCUCAAGCAAGAUGGGUGCCUUUUGGCAGAAACUAACUAUAUCGUGUAGAAACUAGAGACUCUGCUGUUGUGACUAAGACUCUGUAUGUUUUAAAUACUUACUAUACCGCACUCCUAGUUGUAAGUGUUCUAAGUUCUAAGAAGCACAACACACACACAAUAGCCCCGCUCUACUCUACUUCAGAGAGACUGUAAUACCCAUAUACGAGUAUAUACUUCUAGUAUACUUGUAGUAUUUACCAUCAGUCUGCUCGUAAUUAAGAUCGGGCCAAAUAUUUAUACAGAGCCGGCCCAGAUGUGCUGGAACCAUCAGUGUGUGUCUAUUGUCGGAGCUGUGCUUUGAAGUGAGCGCCGGGAAUUUUUCAGGGUCGAGCCAGCUCCCUCCCUAUAAGUCAACUUAUAUACGAAUGUGUGUGUG